AUGAUGCAAGCCAGGAAGUUUAAGUUGGACAUCAUCGGACAGACUGAUGCGAGGCGACGCCACCUACGGAACCCCGUGUAUGACACUGGAGAACAACUGUUAAGAACAUGCGACAGUAGAGCAGUUGGUGGAAUUGAUGUCCUCGUUAACAAGAAUAUGGUAGUAAACAUCGACUCUUUCGAACAACUUGCAAAUCAAAUCGGACGUUUACGGAUGAGAAGAUGUGGUUCAACACCAGCUUUCACAAUCUUCGUCGUUUACGCUCCAACAUCGACUGCAACUCUCGAAAACGUGAUGCGAGGAUUGGAAUAUGAUGACAUGGGAGUGAAAGUUGACGGCCGGCAUUUACACCAUCUUCGUUUCGCUGAUGACAUCGUUCUUACAACAUCAAGCAUCAAUCAGGCGGAACGGGUGCUUGCCGAAUUUUAUGAAACCAGUAAAAAGAUCGGUCUUCAACUGAACCUAGACAAGACGGUGUUUGUGAGGAACGGAUAG
Necator americanus (New World hookworm) is the source of this 495-nucleotide messenger RNA. RefSeq lists its product as uncharacterized. The record is from RefSeq and is a predicted model, not a curated record. Lineage: Eukaryota; Metazoa; Nematoda; Chromadorea; Rhabditida; Ancylostomatidae. The coding region runs from base 1 to 495 and encodes 164 amino acids. The transcript is spliced from 2 exons.